AUGGGGUCGCUAUGGACGGGUAUGGUCAGCGAGACCAAGGCGUUUGUCAAAAACGAGUCCAACGCGUCCUUUCUAGCGGGCGGAGUCGCGGGAGCUGUUUCGAGGACGGUGGUGUCUCCUUUUGAGCGGGCCAAAAUUUUGCUCCAACUUCAAGGCCCGGGUUCGGCCCAAGUGUACCGAGGAAUGUUCCCGACGAUUGCACGAAUGUACGCGGAAGAAGGGUGGAAGGGUUUGUUUCGAGGGAAUUUGCUCAAUUGUGUUCGGAUCUUUCCAUAUAGUGCGGUUCAGUUUGCGGUGUUUGAAAAGUGCAAAGAAUUGAUGAUGGAUCACAAGCCACCUGGCCACGAUCUUCUGGCGUAUGAACGCUUAGCGGCGGGACUGGUCGGUGGGAUCGUUUCUGUGGCGGUGACAUACCCAUUGGACUUGGUUCGGGCUCGAAUUACCGUGCAAACGGCGUCGCUUUCAAGGCUUGAAAAAGCCAAAAUGGUGCGAGCUCCGGGCAUUGUAGAGACCCUUGUGCACGUUUAUAAGAACGAGGGAGGUUUUUUGGCGUUGUACAGAGGAAUUGUACCCACUACCAUGGGCGUGGCUCCAUAUGUGGCCAUUAACUUUGCCCUUUACGAAAAGCUUCGAGACUCCAUGGAUGCUUCUCAAGGGUUUGAAAGUCCCAUGUGGAAGCUAGGAGCAGGAGCGUUUUCCAGUUUUGUAGGUGGUGUGCUCAUAUAUCCAUUGGAUUUGUUGAGGAAAAGGUACCAAGUAGCCAAUAUGGCUGGCGGAGAAUUGGGGUUUCAGUACCGACUGGUGUGGCAUGCACUUUCUUCUAUAUUUAAGCAGGAAGGGUUUUUUGGUGCCUACAAGGGAUUAACGGCGAAUUUGUAUAAAAUUGUGCCGUCCAUGGCUGUUAGUUGGCUCUGCUACGAUACGAUGAAGGAAGCUAUACGACAGUGGUAG
Molecule: messenger RNA, 951 nt
Organism: Meyerozyma guilliermondii ATCC 6260
Lineage: Eukaryota; Fungi; Ascomycota; Pichiomycetes; Serinales; Debaryomycetaceae
Exons: 1
Coding region: 1-951 (316 amino acids)
Biological process (GO): transmembrane transport
Source: RefSeq, a predicted model, not a curated record